AUGCGGGAAAGACACCCGGACGACAUGGCCAACUUGAUCGGACACGCCAUACCAGCCGCCUUCCUGCUGAUGACAUCCCUCUGGAUGGCGUGGAACAACCUCGUCCGAUGGCACCGAAGUCGGCUCGACCCCGCCGCGCCGCCGUUCCGGGCCGGGCUGCGAUUUCCCGCGCGCGGGAGGCAGGGCGUGGACGCGGGGUUCAUGGGCGUCUGCUGUCUCGUCGGGAUCGCGGCCGAUGCGGUCGUUCGCUAUUUCCAUACGGCACGAACUGAAUGGACAAUUAAAUUUUCCGACACUUCUGCAGUGGAAUGCGGAAAUGCACUGGACGAGAACUGGAAUUGGAUCUAUCCGGAAAAUUACCAGCACAUCACAGUGUUCUUCGCCUUCUUCCUCUUCUACCUGAUCGGGAUGCUGGCGGAUCGGGGAUACCCCGUUCUGCCGUCUGCGGAUGCCGUCUUCGGGCUGUUCGCCUUCCUCGUGGAAUGGGUCCUCUUCUCGUAUCAUACCGUCUUUUACAAGCAUCCCCUCGAAUUCCAAAUCCACGCUUUGCUGCUGGACGUGGUCAAAGGCGGAGUUGUAAUGGCGUUUCUGAUGAUAUGGGAAAAGCGCCACAUUCUUCCGGUGCUCGGCUUCGCGUACACGCUGCUGUUCCAAGGGACCUGGUUCCUCCAGAUCGGAGUUUUUAUCCAUUGGAAUCACGCCUGGGGCUGGAGCUUCGAGAGCGACCUGAACAUGACCAUCGCCAGCGUCGUCUUCAUCGCCCACCUGUUCUUCGACGCCGUGGUCGUUUUGGUGCUCAACGGGUUCGUCGAGACGAGUCUUCGCAGGGGAGAAUAUCGUGCGAAGGGCUCAGAGGAGAGGAAGAUCCUGAUAUCGCACGAAGAGGAGAAGGAGGAGAGAGGGAUCUUCAAGAAUCCGUUGAAAAGGGAGAAAUAACUUGGUUCUUUUGGCUGGUGAAGG
Messenger RNA from Darwinula stevensoni, 960 nucleotides. Lineage: Eukaryota; Metazoa; Arthropoda; Ostracoda; Podocopida; Darwinulidae. The record is from the annotation of a GenBank genome assembly.